UCGUGUUGCGCUGGUGUUGGUAGCGCUCGUACAGGCCUUCGACCACGGUCAGCUAUGGAGGAGGUAUACGACGCAAUUGAGGAGAACGCUGGGGCCUACGGAGACGCUGCAGGGCCGGUCGGGGCAUUGUUCAAAGGCCUUUGCUCCGCAUUCAAGAUUUCGGAGAAGUGUUUCCUGGCUUUAGUAGAGGACGGAUGGGAUGAGGUGCAGCAGUUAGCAGACCUGACAGGGGCCUGGAAGGCGCAUGUCCUUGCCUUGGCGCCAAAUGGGGGCCAGAAAAGAAAUCUCGAAAAACUGAUCGAGCGGGUGGAGGCCGGCCCUCUGGAGGGGCAGGUGCCUAAGAGAAAGCGCCGGCACGAUGAGACGGACCCGCCUUCCCAAGUGGCUGCAACCCAACAGGAGCCAGACAAGGAUCAAGGUGCAGGCCCCAGCGGAUCAGCGGCAGCAGGUCAGACCGCUACGGAAUCGACUACCUCCCAGGUACAUACACUAUUACCAUGUAUAAUAAUCAUAAGGAAGGGUAAAAGUCCCGUUUUCAGACAAUAAUUUAUGCAGGGGAAAAGCCCCAUUUUCAGGCGAUGGUAAAUAAGGUGUGAAGGGAAAAGGCCCCGUUGUCAGACAACAAUAAUCUUUGGAAAGGGAAAAGCCCCGUUUGCAUUGCAGGCGAUGAGGUAUGAAGGGAAAAAGCCCCGUGUUCAGGCGAUGAGGUAUGAAGGGGAAAAGCCCCGUUUUCAGGCUAUAUGUAUGAAGGGGAAAAGCCCCGUUUUCAGGCUAUAUGUAUGAAGGGGAAAAGCCCCGUUUC
Molecule: messenger RNA, 802 nt
Organism: Patiria miniata (bat star)
Lineage: Eukaryota; Metazoa; Echinodermata; Asteroidea; Valvatida; Asterinidae
Exons: 2
Coding region: 55-546 (163 amino acids)
Source: RefSeq, a predicted model, not a curated record